Stylonychia lemnae is the source of this 933-nucleotide messenger RNA. The record is from the annotation of a GenBank genome assembly. Lineage: Eukaryota; Ciliophora; Spirotrichea; Sporadotrichida; Oxytrichidae.
AUGAUUCAACAUCAAUAAUAUCCAUAAAAAGCUUCCAAGACCCUCAAUAGUAUCGAGAGCUAGAUUCUUUUGCAAAGCAAUUUGCCUUAAGAAUUGAUAAUAUCAGAUAAAUCAAAGAGUCACCUGGUUAAAAAUCGAGCUAAGCCUAUCCAUAAAUGCCCUCACAGUGGUUGCUCAAAGUUUUUUUCAGAAAAAGGAAAUUUGCAAGUACAUUAGAGGAGUCACACAGGUGAGAAACCAUUCAAAUGUAAUUUUUGCAAAAGUUGCUUCUCAUCAACAGGCAAUCGGAAAGACCAUGAAAACAGACAUACAAAGAGAAGACCUCAUUAAUGUAAAAUAUGCAAGUAGAGUUACUACAGAAAAUAUCAGUUGGUCAAGCAUUCAGAGAGAAAGCAUCCAUCUCUAAAUUAAUCUAAUGAUUCUGAAUCUUUUGCUCCAACUUAGUCUACUCAUUUUUCAGGUGAAGAUUAUUUCUGCGAAGAUAGAGAACUAGUAAUUGAACAAAAAAUCCCAAUAACUGCUAUCGGCUUUUAAAAAUGUUGCCCCCAAAAAUGCUAAAAAAUGUUUGAGCAAGAAUUAUUUAUUCUAGAAGGUUAGUAAUCAUUUUCUAGCGAUCUAAGGGAGGAAAUCAGUUCUCAAGAUAAGCAAGCUCAUUUAUUACCUGAGAAUACAUCUUUGAUGAAUUACCUUUCAGAUUUUGAAUAUGCGUAAGCAUAAGAAUGUAAUCCUUCAAGAUAAUUGGUUCAAGCUAAAUCAUUUAUUUAUGAGGAUUCUUCAAUAGCUUGCAAAAUCUAAGAUUAAUAUAUUAAUGCCUUAAAUUUGGUAUAGUAAAAUGAAUCGGUUCAAAACUCAGGAUUUUUCUUCUCCUCAAUAUAUUAAGAUAUUUUGGAAUGUGGAGAAUUAUCCGGUAUUUGGAAGCAAUCUUUUGAUUGA